AUGACCGGGUACGACGAGCUCGCGACUUUGAUCGGUUCAUAUCCGGAGUUGGCGAUUUUUCGUCGGUUUGGCCACCUCUCCGCCAAAGUCCUGCUUUACGCGUUCGCUCUCCAGAUGAACGAGGUGUCCAAGAUCAGGAGCCCAGAACCUCGCAAUCUCGAAUCCCUCCGGAAAUGGCUGGCCAGUGAGGAAGGCGGCAAUCACUUCCUCGCUCAGGCCGGAGUCGAGGCCAAAGCGUGGGACGCGGAGAGCUCAGAAGACUUGAUGGCCUUCCGGUAUCUGGACGACCGGUUUGCGCAGUGGAUCAUGAACGUCGUUAUCCCUGCCUAUCACCGUCGCAUCGGACAUUGGAUCCAUCAAAAGAGAGAACGAGAUGACCUCGGCGACCUCUGGCACUACAAGGAGGGCCCGUUCAUGGUCAUCGGCGACAUACUAUGCACCUUCCUUUCCUCGUUGCGGCCAUCUUGUUGUAUCUUUGUCCUGUACACCGUGCAAAAAGCACUGACCCGUUUCGUUCUGAUAACCUGCUUGAGCCUUGCCUUCUCGCUGGUGAUGACGUUUGUUGUCCAAGCUCGACGGCAGGACGUUUUCGCCGCCACUACCGCCCUUGCUGCCGUGCAAGUCGUCUUGGUCGGUGGCGCCGACGUCAUCAACAUCGGUACCAAGCAGGAUUGA
Molecule: messenger RNA, 675 nt
Organism: Rhinocladiella mackenziei CBS 650.93
Lineage: Eukaryota; Fungi; Ascomycota; Eurotiomycetes; Chaetothyriales; Herpotrichiellaceae
Exons: 2
Coding region: 1-675 (224 amino acids)
Source: RefSeq, a predicted model, not a curated record